AUGACGCGGUUGCUCAUCUUACCCGCGAUCUUCGCCGCAGCUUCCCUCACGCUAUGGUAUUUGAUAUGCUCGGCGCCCGGGUGGGAGAAUACGGCAGAUAGCCUCGCCUCUUUCGAACUCCCACAACAGUUCGAAAACUUCACAAUAUUGGCCGACCGGUUCGCCAAGUACAAAGAGGAGCACUACAGCUACAUCAGCACCGUGUUCAUCUACACCUAUCUGUACAAGCAGACGUUCGCCAUUCCGGGAUCGUUCUUUUUGAAUGUCAUCGCCGGCGCCGUGUUCGGCUUCUGGCCCGCCGUGGUGAUGUGCUGCUUCCUGACGACCGUCGGGUCGAGCUUGUGCUACCUGUUCUCAGAGUUGUUUGGCCGCGAGUACGUCCUCUACUACUUCGGCCAAAAGCUCACGUAUCUCCAGCAGAAGAUUGACGACAACUCGAAUCGUCUAAUCCCGUUCCUGCUGUUCGCCCGAAUAUUCCCGAUCUCCCCGUCAUGGUUGCUGAACAUCGUUGCGCCGUUUUUGAAUAUCCCACUGCGGAUAUUUGCCAUUACCGCCUUCUUUGGUUUGGCACCGUACAACAUCAUCUGCGUGCAGGCGGGCAUCAUCUUGGCCGACCUGAAGUCGUGGGACGAUAUUUUAAGUACGUCCACGAUUCUGAAGCUGUCGGCUUUCGCGCUGAUCCCGUUGUUUUGGACGUGUUUCGUGCGGCCGAAGCAGAACAGACAUAAGCUCAUCCAAGCCAUCGCCCAGGAGAAGCCGCGUCACAUGGAGAUCGUC
Molecule: messenger RNA, 777 nt
Organism: Mesorhabditis spiculigera
Lineage: Eukaryota; Metazoa; Nematoda; Chromadorea; Rhabditida; Rhabditidae
Source: the annotation of a GenBank genome assembly